Messenger RNA from Ambispora leptoticha, 197 nucleotides. Lineage: Eukaryota; Fungi; Glomeromycota; Glomeromycetes; Archaeosporales; Ambisporaceae. The record is from the annotation of a GenBank genome assembly.
UUGACUCCACUCUCCCGCGAAUGAAAACCGGCCCGAAAGGACCAAUUGACCCCUCGUAUGCUAUUCCUGUCACCAACCAGGACACAUCACCCGCUGAUGGAAGAGGUCCCCAGGACGCAGGCUAUGUUAGUCCAAUUAUAGGACCCCAUGGAUCAUUUAAACUGAGAAGCGUACCUGUAGAGGGUGAGAGUGCGUAA